Neodiprion fabricii is the source of this 2466-nucleotide messenger RNA. RefSeq lists its product as uncharacterized. The record is from RefSeq and is a predicted model, not a curated record. NCBI's taxonomy places the organism in Eukaryota, Metazoa, Arthropoda, Insecta, Hymenoptera, Diprionidae. The transcript has 3 exons. The coding region runs from base 1131 to 2345 and encodes 404 amino acids.
UAUUAUUACUAGCCAGUUGUAACGAUAUUACAUGCGAGUCACAUAGAAUAUAAAGUAAUUCGUAUGUACGCGCCUUAAGCACAUACAACGUUUCAAAAUAAAGGGCAAACGCUUAACUCUAGGUGUCACGUCGGUCAAGAUCACCUAUCCGGUGAAAUAAGUGUAACUCUCUCUCUCUGCGAGCCGGGGUCGAAGCGAACGGUCGAUAUAAAGUCUAGUCCUGUCAUAUUCACAUUCUUAUAAUUUCGUUAACAUUUGGGAAAACAAAACAAGUAAAAAAAAAAAAAUUUGAGACGACGAUUCAUACAAGAAGUGUAACCCAACGGAAUCCCAAUCUUUCGGAGCCUGUGAGCCUAAAGAACAAAUCCAAAUAUCUGAUCGACGAACGACCACGCAGUAUAAUCGGUGAAGACCGAUUCUAUAAAAGGAAUAUCCAAGAACUUCAACAUCCAUGAUCAUCUACGGAGCCGUUAGGCCACCUCUCUUCAUCAGAGAUAUUCCGAGCUAAGUCAUCGUUUCAUUACUGAUUUGUAGGUGGAUUGUGCCACAAAUCUGUAAUAGCCUUCUUAAGUCAGUAUUUUAUAUCUUCGUCUGUUAACUUUAUUGUAAUCUCACCAUAAUUUAGAGUCCUUUGUCAGUAGAUUCAUUCUUUCACUAGAAUCAUUUUUAAAUUUGAAGCAUAAAGGAAAAGAGAGCCAGUCUUUCGUUAAUAUGGUACAAAAAUUUUACCAGAAUAAUUAUAUACAAAACGUCGGUAAUCGCAUUGAGUAAUUUUAACGUGUGAAUGAAAGAGUGAAUGAGAUUUUCUAUGAUUGCCUGUUCUUUUAAAAGGUUAUACCAAAACUCAAUAAAUCUGUGUUCUACAUUGUUUCCUCCUGAUUUAAUGUAUUUUGUUUAUUGAAUAUAUCUAGAUUUCUAAUAUAACAUAAAAUCAAAACGUAUCGGUUGAACCUCAAAAAAAAAAAACCGUUACAAAAUGGCGCCCGAACAUAAAGUUUAGACAUAAAGAAAGUAAACAUAGGAUUAAAUUUGAAACUUCGUCGUUGAAUGUUUGUAUGAUUGACCUUAGGUAGUAAUUGUAAGAAACAUAUAUUACGCGAUAAAUAGAAAUAUAAGAAUUUCAAAAGUACAUGGCACCAACGAUUAAAAGAACACCUGUUAAAACUAGGUCAAGGAUCACAAAUAAACCAAGGAGGUCAGAACCUGACAUAUCAAAAGCAGGCAAUAGUCAAAUACGAAAUAAUACAGGCGAGAUGGAGGGAGAACUGGAGCGUUUGAAGGAGGAAAUGGCGAGUUUCGCGGGUUUACGAAAUACGAUUGAACAGCUACAGGCACAACAAGCAACUAACGCACAGCUGGCAAACGAAGUCGCAUUGUUGAAGCUCCAGAACGAACAACAAAGACAGGCUCUUCAACAGAUACAGAAUCCAGUUCAACAACCAGUUACCAAUAACGAUCAAAUAUCGGUGAGUGAGUUAAUAGUAAGUUUGCAACGAAGUCACAUUGAUGCCAAAGCUCCCGAGUUUACAGAUGAAGAAGUUAUAAAUCCUAUUGAAUAUUUGGAAAAUUUGGAAAAUUAUUUCAGGUUAAAAUGUGUGAAGGAAGAGUGUAAAUUGUCGAUAGUCGAAAGUAAAUUAUCAGGUAGAGCAAAAAUAUGGUGGGAAGCGAGUAAAGAAACUAUCAACACGUAUAAUGAUUUUAAAGAAGCCUUUAAAAAUAAAUUUUAUUCCAUUCCAAUCCAAGUUAAAGUCAAAACAAAGUGGAGUUCAAGAAGGUAUAAUCAACAGGAUGGUUCACUUCAAACAUAUUUUUUUAAACAGCUUAAGGAAGCAAAAUACCUAUUACCGAAACUAGACCAGUUCGAAAUAAACUAUACCAUUAUCCAACAAUUACCAUAUAAAAUUCGUGAUACUCUAGCAACUGUGAAUAUGGCGGAUACAAAAAUAAUAGAACAAGCUUUAUCGCAAUUAGAUGUAAAUUAUGAAGAAAGAAACAAUAAUAAACACAAAUAUCAAAAUCAAAGUAACAACAAUCAAGUGAAUAAUGUAAACAACAUGCAAAUUCAACAUAAACAACAGCAACAGAUAAAUAAUACAAGUAGGCAACAAAAUUAUCCAAAUGCUGCAAACAACUUUUAUCAAAAUCCUCAAUUUGGUACAAACUUAUCACCAUGGCAAUAUCAACCGCAAGUUCAAGCAUCAACAAGCAACCAAAUGAAUUUACCAAACGUCAAUUAUCCACCACCUUAUUUCUCAGGAACCAAUAAUCAGAUACAGUCAUUACAAACUCAAAUGCAAACUAACACCAAUAAUUUACAAACCAGUCCAAAUAGAAAUUUAAACUAAUAAACAGCUCGAUGUGUAUAAGUCCGACAUCGAGUUGGGAUUAUGCAAAUUUAGUUGAGGACUUAAUGCACGAAAUUGGUAAUGCUGAAGAAAAAAUUGAAAGAGUAAAACAAAACUUAUC